This is a messenger RNA of Meloidogyne enterolobii, 1302 nucleotides long. The record is from the annotation of a GenBank genome assembly. NCBI's taxonomy places the organism in Eukaryota, Metazoa, Nematoda, Chromadorea, Rhabditida, Meloidogynidae.
AAAUUCUCUGAUAUCCCGUCUAAUCUACCAAAUCCCACAAUAUCUCUUUUAAUCCCUUCGAAUUUGACUUUUGAGUUGCAAAAAGAACUUUUACACCCUCAAAUUACACUUAAGAAGGCCCAUAAUUUACCACCUUACAAUUUUAAAUAAAUUUCAGUUAUGAAAAUAAAAAUUUUAUUUCCGAUUUCCGCCUUCCGAUUUCCGAUUUCCGGCGUUUUUUUCCUUCCGAUUUCCGAUUUCCGAUUUCCGAAAAAAAAUUUUGAUUUCCGAUUUCCGAGUUCCGACUUUUGAGUCAUUUCCGAUUUCCGACAGUUCCGAUUUCCGACACCUCGGGCUGUUCCGACCCACCUCUGCCACAAACAUCCCCUAGAGAACAACAAAAAAGAGAAGUCUUCCAUUUACUAAAUUAAUUUCUAAUCCCUUAUGUAUUUCCAGCCGGCCAUAACCACACCCACUAGUAAUGUUAGAAAUAUACAGCAACAACGCCAUCCACCUAAUGCAGAAUUAAAAGCAUUAUUUAGUUUAACAGAGGCAUACAUUGCUGAAAGGAUAGAUAUUGAGCCGACACUCAAACCCUUCCAAAUCGACUACGUUCCCGCUGUUGGGGACGUCGAUCCCUUCAUAAAAGUACCACGUCAAGACGAGAUUCAAGCAAUGGGGGCAGACUGGUUAUGGACUGGAUUAAUGGCUGUCCAUCCAAACGAGGAUUUACAACUUGGAUUGACCGUAUUGGACGAGCCAGCAGCUAUUCAAUCAGACCCAGCAAUUGUUGAUUUAAGGCUACAUCAAUUAUCAGGGAAAAGCGGGGCUUCUGUUGAUGCUCCGGUUAAGAAGCUGUCUAGAGCUGACAAAAAUGCAAAACAAAUUGACCGCUGGAUUCAAUCAGUGAAGGAAUUGAGACGUACAAAACCUCCAGAUAGGGUACACUAUGGAAAACCUAUGCCUUCUAUAGAAUCGCUAAUGCAAGAAUGGCCACAGAGUGUUGAACAAAAUUUAAAGGGAAUGAAGUUGCUACUCAACGACAAUCUUGAUGCUGCCCUAGAAGAUUAUGCAGACAUUUGCUUGUCUCUAAUAGACAUCCCAGUACACAAAAACCGUCUAGAUUCUCUCCAUGUUUUAUUCUCUCUUUACGCCGAAUUUCGAAAUUCUCAACAUUUUAAAAAUUUGGCAUUAGGGGGAAGUCGGCAAGGAUUUAACAAUGGAAACGAUGACGAUUUGGAAAUAACAGAACAAUUAUUAUUAAAUAAUACAUCCUCAACUAUUGACCAUCUUGUAGUUGAUGAUGAUGGAGAAAUUAAAUAA